Messenger RNA from Linepithema humile (Argentine ant), 1406 nucleotides. The record is from RefSeq and is a predicted model, not a curated record. Lineage: Eukaryota; Metazoa; Arthropoda; Insecta; Hymenoptera; Formicidae.
UCUUUAACAAGAAAUAUCGACAAUGUGAAAUUAUUUAUAUCAAUCUAUUAUUGGAUACUUCAUAUUUUCAUAUAUAAAUAUGCAAACAUUUCGUUUGCAAGAUAAGAAUUGUAUGAUUUUUUGCAGAUAAUCGAUACUUGGAUAUGUUGAAUUCAAAUAUAAAUAUCGCGGCAUUUUCGAUCGUCCUAUACUAUAUUAUAUUUCAGCUGUGUGACUAGAGACUGCGCUAUGUCACGAGAUGCUGGAUGAUCAAUACUAUUCGCACUCUGGACCAAAAAGCGGAAUCGAGAAGAUACACGUCGUCCAGCAACAACAUGAAAACCGUAACGCAUACGUGUGUGCCAGGCGCCGCCGAUUUACCUGUUGGGGAGUCAAUCGAGGAUAUCGCCGAGUCGGUAGAUGAGUUGCGAGAGAAACUCGCCAACAUGAAAAAACUCAUGGAAGAGCGACGGGGUGCGACGCUGGGUGAGAUUAGCGCUCGAAAAAGAAAAGAAACUUCCGAUAUAAUAGAUGGCAACUUCCUAUCUUGGAUCUUCGGCUCGGCCCUCGUGGUCAUCCUCAGCGUGAGCUUCUACGCCUUCUACAACCUUUAUCACGCAGUGCUGAAAAAAUUCCCAUCUCAUCACACGGAAUUGUAAAGAAGGUGCGCGAGAACGUGAUAAAAUGAAAAUACCUUUAGAGGAUGAUUGGAUUCGGAUUAACAGCAUCAUGUUAUAUAGCUUUCCAACGUGAAUAAAUUUCAUGAAUUUUAAGCUACAAAUAUUGAAGAGGAUUGAAGAAUGUAUUAAAAGUGACGAGCAUCUGAUGAUUGCAUUUCUGAAGAGAAGAUACAGUGUAAAUUUAAAAAACGGAACACGUUUAUUUUAUAUUUGUUCAAUGUAGAUAGACUUUGUAGCGAUAAAAAGCCCGACGAACUUUUUUCCACAUUCCAAGAUCUAGCGACAAUUACUAGAAUUCGCGCGAUUAUCAAUCAAUUUUCACGGCAAUGUGUGCGAAAUUGUUCAACCGGCUAUGCUAAUUUUCAAAAAUAUUGUGUACGUAACAUAAGAAACAAUUUCUCGUACAGAAUAUUAAAUCGAACGAUAGCAAAAUCACAAGUUAAGUGCCUUAAAAAGCUUACGAUUUAAUUGUUCCGCUAUGUGUGUUAUAAUGUGUUAUUGCAUCGCAUGUGUAUGAGAUAAACAAAUUCAGUUUCAACAAAUCGCCCGAUAAUUCUACUAAAUUUGAAACAAUUAAGAAGUAUCUCGCACACACAAAUCUAAACAUCGUACACGUUGUACUAAAUUAAAAAAAAAAUUUAAUUCUUAUUCUACAAUAUUGAUUAAUUGCUAUAAUCGCACUUAUGCAACUAUAAUUUCUGCAUUAAAAAUCGUUGUACAUGUUAUGAAUAAAAGAUUGAACCACAA